GCACAAAUGAGAAAUCUCUUGUAGAGUUGUAGUACUACAAUACUAUAAUUCACUGCUCCCACCCUCACAGUCACAGUCUCAGUCUCCGUCCCCAUCAAAAUUUUCAAAAUUCUCCCCAACAAUGGCUGUCAAAUCAGCUCUGGUUUUCUCAAUUCUCCUUCUUCUCUUCGUUAGCGUUCUAACAACGUCGUUUGCUUCAGAAACGGUGGAGAAAGGAAAAGGCUCUGAAGUAGAAGAAGACGAGGAUCUCAGUUUUCUGGAAGAAGACGACGCCGCUUCGUCGUCCCAUCACGAUCCCUAUGCUCAGUACCACAACUACGAGAACUACGACGAUCUCGAAGACAAUGAUUCAGGUGCUGCCGAGGACGGCGGUUACGAGGCGUACACGCCGCCUGCGGUUGACGAGGCGGACGUCGUGGUGUUAAAGGAGUCCAAUUUCAGUGAUUUUAUAGCGAAGAAUAAGUACGUCAUGGUGGAGUUUUACGCGCCUUGGUGCGGUCAUUGCCAGGCUCUGGCGCCGGAGUACGCAGCCGCGGCAACGGAGCUGAAGCAGGAGGAGGAGAAGGUGGUGCUGGCUAAGGUGGAUGCUACGGAGGAGAGCGAUUUAGGGCAGAAGUAUGAUAUUCAGGGCUUUCCUACAGUUUACUUCUUCGUCGACGGCAUUCACACGCCUUACCCCGGUCAACGUACCAAAGAAGCUAUUGUGACUUGGGUGAAGAAGAAGAUUGGCCCUGGUUUAAACAACAUUACAACAGUCGAGGAAGCAGAACAAAUUUUGGCUACUGAGUCAAAGUUGGUUUUGGGAUUUUUGGAUGCCUUUGUGGGUGCAGCCAGUGAAGAAUUAGCUGCAGCUUCAAAACUUGAAGAGGAUGUCAAUUUCUACCAGACUACCAGCUCUGACGUAGCAAAACUUUUCCAAAUUGAUCCCCAAGUCAAACGCCCAGCUUUGGUGAUCAUCAAGAAAGAGGAUGAAAAAAUAAAUCACUUCAGUCAGUUUCUAGACUUUUCUUUUUUGAAAAUUAAGAGUGAGUGUGUAAUUCCUUUCACUGAGUUUCUUUCUACAGGUGGUCAGUUUACUAAAUCAGCAAUAAGUGAAUUUGUUUACAAGAAUAAGCUUCCCCUGGUCACAAACUUUACUCGGGAUAGUGCCCCACUGAUAUUUGAGAAUCCAAUCAAGAAUCAGUUGUUACUUUUUGCAACUGCAAAUGAUUCAGAGAAGUUCCUACCCACAUUCCAAGAGGCUGCAAAAGCUUUUAAAGGAAAGCUCCUAUGUGUUUACGUAGAAAUGGACAACAAGGAUGUUGGGAAGCCUGUUUCGGACUAUUUUGGUGUGCAAGGAGAUGCACCAAGAGUUCUCGCAUACACAGGAAAUGAGGAUGCCAGGAAAUUUUUAUUGGAAGGUGAUUUGACUCUAAGCAACAUUAAGUUAUUCGGGGAGAAGUUCUUGGAAGACGAUCUUAAGCCUUUCUACAAAUCAGAUCCAGUUCCAGAAAAAAAUGAUGGGGAUGUCAAAAUUGUGGUUGGCAAGAACUUUGAUGAAAUUGUUCUCGACGAGUCCAAAGAUGUUCUUUUAGAGAUAUACGCUCCCUGGUGUGGGCAUUGCCAAACACUCGAGCCUAUCUAUAACAAGCUUGGCAAACAUUUGAGGGGCAUUGACUCGCUUGUUAUUGCCAAGAUGGAUGGGACUACAAAUGAGCACCACAGGGCGAAGGCUGAUGGGUUCCCUACUCUUCUUUUCUUCCCGGCUGGCAAUAAGAGCUUCGAUCCAAUUACAGUUGAUACAGAUCGUACUGUGGUGGGUUUCUACAAGUUCCUAAAGAAGCACGCAACCAAUCCUUUCAAGCUUCAGAAGCCAGCCUUAUCUACCCAACCUAAGGGUUCUGAUGCCACCACAAGUGACGACAGUAGCAGUAAAGAUCUCAAAGAUGAACUUUAAGGUUUCGUACAUGAGUUUGGUUUGCUGAAGAGGAUACAAUAUCAUGGCAAUGUAGAGCAGAAGAUUAGAGAAAGAAGAUGGAAAAGGCACAUGUAAGUCCUUUUAUUAAUGAAGACUAAAAUUUUGUACCUUUUCCUAAUUUUAAAAAUUGUCUACAAAUGUUUAUUCUGUACCAUAACAGACGUGAUAAUGUUUCCAAAGAUUAUACGAUCUCAUCUGGCUUAGGAUGAGGCGAAAAUCGUAUCCCCGUCACAGCAGUCCCUGAUUCA
Coffea arabica (coffee) is the source of this 2205-nucleotide messenger RNA. The record is from RefSeq and is a predicted model, not a curated record. NCBI's taxonomy places the organism in Eukaryota, Viridiplantae, Streptophyta, Magnoliopsida, Gentianales, Rubiaceae.